UGGGGGGUUGCAUGGGGAAGGGGAACAGAAAGAGGAAAAGCCACCUGAUAACCUGCUUUUGUCGUGUUCCUUCCACUUGCAGAAAAAAAGGAGGGCAGCCACUGCCCGUCGGCAGCACCUGAAGAGUGCUAUGCUCCAACUUGCUGUCACUGAAAUAGAAAAAGAAGCAGCUGCUAAAGAAGUGGAAAAGCAAAACUACCUGGCAGAGCAUUGCCCUCCUCUGUCUCUCCCAGGAUCCAUGCAGGAACUUCAGGAUCUGUGCAGAAAGCUUCAUGCCAAGAUAGAGUCAGUGGAUGAGGAGAGGUAUGACAUAGAGGUGAAGCUACAGAAGACUAACAAGGAGCUGGAAGACUUGAGCCUGAAGCUCUUUGACCUGAAGGGCAAGUUCAAGAGGCCGCCCCUGCGCAGGGUGCGCAUGUCUGCUGAUGCGAUGCUGCGGGCCCUGCUGGGCUCCAAGCACAAAGUCUGCAUGGAUCUCCGAGCCAACCUGAAGCAAGUCAAGAAGGAAGACACUGAGAAGGAGAAGGACCUCCGUGAUGUUGGUGACUGGAGGAAGAACAUUGAGGAGAAGUCCGGCAUGGAGGGCAGGAAGAAGAUGUUCGAGACUGGCGAGUCCUAAGCACCUGCAUCACCCGUCCUCUCCUCCCUCCUGUCCCGGCUGUCCCCCUAGGUUCAGGGGCACCUGCUAGGUGCCAUUUCUCUCUGAUUUUGGAAGAGCUGCAUCCUGGCAGCAGUGGUGUAAAUAAAGCUUUGGUGGGAGA
Molecule: messenger RNA, 761 nt
Organism: Pezoporus flaviventris
Lineage: Eukaryota; Metazoa; Chordata; Aves; Psittaciformes; Psittacidae
Gene: TNNI2
Product: troponin I2, fast skeletal type
Exons: 5
Coding region: 131-619 (162 amino acids)
Biological process (GO): muscle contraction
Cellular component (GO): troponin complex
Source: RefSeq, a predicted model, not a curated record